Malurus melanocephalus (red-backed fairy wren) is the source of this 1155-nucleotide messenger RNA. Its product is annotated as carboxymethylenebutenolidase homolog. Lineage: Eukaryota; Metazoa; Chordata; Aves; Passeriformes; Maluridae. The transcript has 6 exons. Bases 224 to 952 code for a protein of 242 amino acids. Gene Ontology annotation, molecular function: hydrolase activity. The record is from RefSeq and is a predicted model, not a curated record.
GUUCGGGAUGACUCUUGAGCGAAGCCUCUCCUCCUCACUUCCCAAUCCCAAAAUCUGCAGAAGCRUUGAAGAGCACCUGAAAACUGGAUGGGCAGCACCAGGAGCAAAACUGUCAGCAAGAACUGGUUUUCUUCUCUGCCUGUUUAGAGRAAUCUAGCUGGUGUCUCACUGAGCAGAAGAAGUGAGCUGGGCUGAAACAGGAUCCUGCACUCCAGGUUUUCAAAUGGCUGAUCCUUUUCUAUACGAUACUGGAGACAGAUCUCACUAUGGGUGCCUUGGACAGGAAGUACAAAUUGAGUACCUUAAGGCAUAUAUUUGUAGACCAUCUGUUUUGACGGACAAAGCUGUGAUUGUAGCUCAUGAUGUUUUUGGAUGGCGGUUCCCAGAUAUUAGAUACAUUGUCGAUUUGAUGGCAAGUCAUGGAUAUAUAGCCAUCUGCCCAGACUUCUUCAAGGGGACAAAACCCUGGACAUCUACUGAUCACUGGGCUGACUUUUCUGACUGGAUGAAAAAUCAUGAUCCUAUGAAAGUAGACAAGGAAGCUGAUGUUGUCUUGAAGUAUCUAAAGGAACAAUGCGGUGCAAAGAAGAUUGGUAUCGUUGGGUUUUCCUGGGGUGGAAUGGCAGUACAUCACUUGAUGCUGAAAAAUCCUCAAUUAACCGCUGGGGUGUCCCUCUAUGGGAUAGUUAGAGACUCUGAAGAAAGAUACAAUUUACUAAAUCCCACAUUUUUCAUUUUUGGUGAGAAAGACCACACUAUUUCUUUGGAUCAGAUCUUCUUAUUGGAGGACAAGCUGAAACAGUAUUGUAAAGUUCCAUAUAAAAUUAAAGUUUAUCCUGGGCAAGUUCAUGGCUUUGCACAGCUGAAGCCAGAAGAUAUGAAACCAGAAGAUAAACCUUACAUUGAAGAAGCUAGAAGGGAUAUGAUUGAUUGGCUCAAAAUGUUUGUUUGACAAUAGCAGAAAGGAAUGCUAGGCUUCAAGAUCAAAGAUUCAAUUUGAGAGAAGAAAACAGUCAAGGGAAAAAGAUCUCAUUUUGAAAACUGUCACAAAUUAAAAUUGGAUCAUUUUAAUUUAUAGUUUUAAAUUAUUUUUUACAAUAUUUACAGAAGAUUGGGAAAUAAAAGUUGGACUAAAGGAUGAUUAGGCAUUAAAAA